This is a messenger RNA of Ciona intestinalis (vase tunicate), 2432 nucleotides long. RefSeq lists its product as uncharacterized. Gene Ontology annotation, molecular function: G protein-coupled receptor activity. The record is from RefSeq and is a predicted model, not a curated record. Gene Ontology annotation, cellular component: plasma membrane. Gene Ontology annotation, biological process: G protein-coupled receptor signaling pathway. Lineage: Eukaryota; Metazoa; Chordata; Ascidiacea; Phlebobranchia; Cionidae.
UUUUUAGCCAAACGCGUGAGUUUAAUGGUGAUUAAGUUUGUCCGUGGUUUUGCAUUAUGGUUCUUUGGCAGCUGCGGUUUAGCGAUAACAAAAAGAUAAGGUUAAAAUGCCCUAAUAAGAAAACAGUUCUGUCGGCUUGUGGUAUAGGACUACUCGUGGUCAUAAUUGAGCUGGGAAAUUUAUAUAAAAAAGAAAGGUCAAACGAGUCGACGACACGGUAUAAAAACAAAUGUUCACUUGUGCAAAAUGUACAGAUGGCAAUUGACUAUUGCAUCACGUCAAAACGAUAUAACAACAAAUGUUCACUUGUGCAAAUUGUACAGCCGACAAUUUACUAUUGCAUCAUAUUGUUUUGGUGUAGAUUCAGGAAGUUGACAGUUUGCGUAGCCGCCUGGCGCUGAUAGUAUUUGGUGUAAUGUGGUUAUGUUGUUUAUAGCUUGCGUGUUAAAGCACGAUUUAUGAGCGAGAAACCUGUAGAACAUUAACCACGCUUUCGAUAAGACCGUAGAGUUAUACAAGCAAAUAUUACCUGCUUAUAUUGACUGUAUAUGUGAGAGUGAAAUUAGAGCCGAAAAUAUAAGAUCGAUAUGACACAUAUGGCGAGAAUUUGUUAACAAACCUAAUUUUUAUUUAAACAACAUCUUCGUUUUUUUCUGGUCAGAAAGUAUUUAUUAUAGCGUUUUGUCAGAACGACAAGAUUGUCUGAGAUAAAUGCAGAAAUGAGCACAACGUUGGCUUUCGCCAGAGAUGAAAAUGCAACUACAGCAGAGUUGGGAAAUAUGACCGUGCCUGGAAUUCCAAAUAACCUUAUUCCAUGCCCACGCAUGAUGCCAGAAUUGGUCGUUGGAAUAAUACUUGCAGUCGGUAUUGUGGCUUCAAACUUGGCGUGUAUGAAGCUACGUACAUUUACCAAAACCUACAAAAUGUCUCAGCACCCAGAGAGCAAGUACUUCGUUUUCAAUCUGGCAAUCAGUAACAUUUUGUGCGGAACCGCGCUUCUGGUAACCAAUAUAUUGGAUAUAAUCCGCUUGCUUCAUGGCGAUAUAUCAGUCGACUCGUGCUUUAAACUAUGUCAGAUAUGGGCGCCUGUGUAUAUUUAUUGUGUCAUGAUUCCAUACGUUGUCUUGGCAACGCUGGGCGUGGACAUCGCCUACUAUUGUCACCAUUCAAUGGAUUAUCAUAGGCGUAUGACGCCAUGGAAACUUCGUACAAGUCUUGCAUCUGGUUGGAUGUACACCCUGCUGGUCGUGGGCAUUGCAUUUGUAGCGCACCCUCAAAUCUUAUGCGACAAGACGCGCUGGGAGUUGGACAUAUUUUUCAUCAUAUUCCCAAUCUUCCUGAUGCUACUCCCUGCCUGUUUCGUUGUCGCCAUUUUCGCUCACACUAUUCGUCUCUACUGGAUUGGAUCAAAGAGACUGGCCAGACAUAUGAGUGUGUACAAAGUCGGGCCAAAUACCGAAACUAAAGCCUGGUUGGUUCGCAAGUUUGUACGGAAAUUUGCGCACUUGAUCGUCUUCUCCAUUUUAUGUGGUCUCGUAUACACAGUGACUACAAUAGUGGAAGUGUCAUUAGAGUUCAAUCAACACAAGAGACUGUGCAUCCUAUACCGACUUGAUCGUGUGUUCAUAUCGUUGAAUUCUCUACUUUCACCGUGGAUAUACGUGCUCAACGUUAAAAAAGUAUUCCGUAGACGAAGUCUGAGCAGCAGCGUUCGUAAUACGACGCUGUCUCGCUUUGGAUCUUCUAGUCGAAGAUCGGACCGUGUCGUGCCCACCAAUGGUAAUCCGCCUGAACCCCGGACCCGCAACGGAAGCAGCACUCAUGUUUCUUCAACCGCAGCUGAAAUGUACGUAAAGUCGCCCAUGGUGCUGUCAAUCCUGCCCAAACUAUCUAUACCGGGGCAAUCGCCUACUUAAUGCGUUGUGAAUACAACUGCUUUUGCAUGUUGAGUCAUUCCGUGUUUUGGGGCAUUUCGUGUAUAAUGUUGCAGUGCUCGUCACCAAACUUGCUAAGUGGCACACGUCGCUCAUAUUUCGUCACUGUACAAACACCGACCGAUGCUUCCAAUGUUUUUAUACUUACAAUCUUUUAACUUUUAAUUUUGAUUAACCAUUACAAACGUGUACGCGAUUUCAUUUAUUUAAGAUGCAAAGUUUUAUUGAGAAUUUCGAAUUCCUAUUAAAUGUAAUAAGGCGCCUUCCUAUCCCGAUGGUGUGUUCUUCCAAUUUUGUAUUGUUGUUCGCCUUCCUCUAUUGUAAUGAUGUAUUCUUUUUGUUGUGCUUUUCCGUUUAUAUUUUUAUGGUGUUUAUGCUUCGCAUGAAACGUUUUGAUUUUAAAGGUCAUUUUCGUGUUUUGAUUAACUGAUAUUCAGUUUCCCCUGGUGUUGUUGUGACCACAUGCACCGAGUUUGAAUAAAACGAUUAAACAUUAAA